AUAAACCCCCUACGUCUCGAAACCCUAUCAUUUCUCCAUCACGUCUCUUUGCUGCAGCAGCUGCAAUGGGCUCAGAUUUCGAGUCCAUUCCCUUAAUAGAUGUCAGUCCUCUUCUAGAGAAAUUUAAUGAUCCCAAGAUGGCCGAAGAUGAAGGGGUACUUAAAGUUGUGAGACAGUUGGACGAGGCUUGCAAAGGGGCUGGUUUCUUUUAUGUGGUACUGUCAGGAAUCCUUAGGGGUCUUAUGCCCCGCGAAGAAAAAGAGGUGACUCGUAAAUUCUUUGAACUCCCCUAUGAAGAAAAACUUAAGAUUAAGAUGUCAUCAGAAACUGGAUACAGAGGAUAUCAAAGAAUUGGUGAAAAUGUAACUAAAGGUACCCCUGACAUUCAUGAAGCAAUUGAUUGCUAUACGGAGAUUGAACCAGGAACAUAUGGAGCACUUGGGGGACCUCUAGAAGGUUCAAAUUUAUGGCCCAAUAAUCCUUCAAAUUUCAAACCCCUUAUGGAGCAGUAUAUCUUCCUUCUCAAAGAGCUCUCAAGGAAAAUAAUGUGCGGAAUUGCUUUGGCAUUGGGUGGCCAAGUAGAAGCAUUUGAAGGAAAAAUAGCAGGAGAUCCCUUUUGGGUAAUGCGAUUAAUUGGAUACCCAGGUAUAUCUGAUGACAAAAGCCUAGAGAAGAACUGCAAUGAUAUCGGAUGUGGAGCGCACACAGAUUAUGGUCUCCUGACAUUGGUUAACCAAGAUGAAGAUAUUCAUGCUCUUCAGGUGAGGAACCGAUCAGGUGACUGGAUAUUUGCAGUUCCUAUACCUGGAACUUUUGUUUGUAAUAUUGGUGACAUGCUCAAGAUUUUGUCCAAUGGAAUUUACGAGCCAACUUUACAUAGAGUGAUCAACAACUCUCCGAAGUAUCGUGUUUCUGUUGCAUUCUUUUAUGAGACAAAUUUCGAUACACAUGCGGAGCCAUUGGCCUUUUGUGUGCAGAAGACCGGUGGGGUUGCAAAAUAUGAGGGAGCUGUUUAUGGAGAGCAUUUAGUUAGCAAGGUGACUACCAACUUUGUUAUGUAGAAAGACUUCUCACUUCUUAUGUUUCUGUAUUCAAGUUUGGGAAUUCGUGUUGUUUAGACCUGUAGAUGUAUUGUCUUUGUAGUUAACAAAAUAAAUUAUGUGGAUAAAUAAAUUCACCUUCAUUCAGAAAA
Molecule: messenger RNA, 1192 nt
Organism: Asparagus officinalis (garden asparagus)
Lineage: Eukaryota; Viridiplantae; Streptophyta; Magnoliopsida; Asparagales; Asparagaceae
Product: probable 2-oxoglutarate-dependent dioxygenase At3g49630
Exons: 13
Coding region: 66-1061 (331 amino acids)
Molecular function (GO): dioxygenase activity
Source: RefSeq, a predicted model, not a curated record